Messenger RNA from Diversispora eburnea, 3471 nucleotides. NCBI's taxonomy places the organism in Eukaryota, Fungi, Glomeromycota, Glomeromycetes, Diversisporales, Diversisporaceae. The record is from the annotation of a GenBank genome assembly.
AUGGAAGAAAUCUUCGAAAAUCCAAAUAUAAGAAAUGAUCCAGUUUCUAUUGAAAUUGAUGAUGAUGAUGACACAUUAUCCGGAAAAGGUUCAUCUAUAUCACCAGAUGAAAAAAUUAAAUUUAAUUCAAGUACAACUUCAUUUAGGCUCUUUGAAAGACUUUCGGAUUCUUUUUCCCGUAAAAAAAGUGAAAAAGUAAAACACUCAGACUGCGAGAAUGUCACAAAUGAAAUUCAUGUAAUUUCAAGUUCAUCUGAUAAUAAAUUUAUAGCUAGUUGGUGUAAAAAGGAUGGGUUAUUAGCGGUGUGGCCAAUUGAAAAAAAUCGCAAAAAAUUACAUCCAAUAUUUGCAACGAUAACACCUUUUAAUGAAUCGAAUUCUUCAGAUUCCCGACUUUAUCUUUCAGUAUCAGAAGAAGGAGAUUAUGUUGCUAUUUCAAGAAUUAAAAUUAUUCAAGAAACUUCAGAAUCGCCAAAUAUGGAAACUAACACGAUUAAUUCGAAAAAACUUAAAGAAAAUGUUAAAUUUUCAUUUGUUGUUUAUUCAACUUUUGUAAAUUCAAUUAAUCGAGAUGAUAUAAAAUUAAAUAAGUAUGAAAUAACAAGUCCAUUAUUUUUCAUCAAAGGUUCUAGAUUAGCUUUUUUUACAGAUAAUGAAAUGCAUAUUUAUUCAACUAAAUCUUGGAAAAUGAUUCGUGCUAUUGCUUUAGAAGCAUUGGUACCGAUAAGAAUGGAUGAAGCUGAUAUACCCCCAGAUUUCUAUUUUGCUGUUUUUAGCAAUAUGCUUAUGAAUUCUUUAAAAUAUGGUCAUUUAUUAAUUCCUGAACAACAUGAUUCACAUAAUGGAAUAAGUUUAUGGGAUUUGGAUGGUACAUUGAAACAAUGGUUCAAUGUUAAUUCAGGGAAUGAAUACAUUUUCGAUGUAUGCAUUAUAUCAGAAGAUGGAGAUUUAAUAGCGAGAUUGAUCAGUGAAUCAGAUACCAUCGUUGUUUAUCAUACAUAUACGGGAUUAAUGAUAAAAGAAUUCACAGUUCCCAAGAAUACCUUUUAUAUUGCAUUCCGUCCUAAUACGUAUCAAAUUAUUGAAAAAGAUGAUCAAUUAUUAUUCGUGGAUGAUAAUUUUAUACAAAUAAAUAAUAAUGAACUUGAAUUACUUCCAUUUUUUCCUCCUAACAUAUCAAAAUUAAGAGUUGAGCCUUUAUUUAAGAAGAGUGAAGAAAGUAAUCCAUCUAAAACUCUUUUACUUAAUAUUAUAAUAGAUGAAGAUUCUCAGCGAUCUAUAUGUUGGUGCAGAAUUCUUAAUAAUGAAAAUAAAGAACUUUGUAGAUUUAAAUUUGAACCAUGGAGAUAUUAUGAAACUUGUGAAAUAUUUUUAAAAUGGUUAGACGAUAACCGAUUUCUAAUCGUGGGAGUAGAUAGUGCACAAAUUUAUAGUCUUAAAACAAAAGAUAAUCAUGCAGAAAAAAUUUUAAUUCCAUCUAACAAAGAACAUAAUUGUAAUAAUGUUCGGUUACUUUUGGACGCGUGUGCUUCAUUAUCUUUUUUAAGAUCACAAUACGAAAGAUCUAGUGACAUUUCACAUUUUAAUCGCGUUACGAUUAGUAAACAAGUAAAAAGAUUAAUUGAAAAAUCUUUAACAAAAUAUCCUUCAGCUUUUACCAAAAUUUAUAUGUACGGACAACAUAUUUUUCCAGUUCGUGAUUUCAUUUUAAUUGGUUGGGAUGAUAUAGUAGAAAAAGUUCUUAAAGAAGAUCAAUAUAUUCCUCUUUUUCAUGAGGAUGAUAAAACUGAAAGUGCUUUAUCAUUAUUAGUUAAACUUCAAAAAUCUGAAUUAUUAAAUACAAUGGUUUCAUAUAUAAUAAAACAUGUACAUCAAAGACAAGCUACUAAUUUUUCAUUGCGUCAACCAGGAUUUGCUUUGACACUAGGAAAUACAAUAUUAGAAUUAUAUAAAUAUUGUCCUGAUAUAGGAAUCAUGGCAUUAAAAGAAAUUAGUUAUUUAACCAUAUCAUCAGAAACAAAUACUAGAAUUUUAGAAACAGAAUUAAAAAAAGACGAAAGAACUAGUCAUCAUCAAUUAAAAGCAGUUGGAGUAAAUUCUCAAUUAACAAAAAGUUUUGAUUUAUAUAAAAAAAAAAAAGCGUUUUGGAACUUUAUUAAAAAAUCAACAAUCAAAGAAAAUUUUUUAGAUAGUUUUUCAUCAGCCAGUAAUAAGAAUUUAACAUUUUACGAAACAAAUCAAGGGAAUCAAAUUGGUAGAAAAAUUGAUGGAAAAACUAUAAAAAAACAACCAUUAUCAAAUACACUGAAAACUCAUCCAGCAAAAUUAUGUGUAGUUCCCUUGCCAAAUCUCUGUGUCUAUCCGACCAUAAAUGAUGAUUUAUCUUGGUUUGAAAGAUUCUGGGAACUAUAUAUUAGAACGAGUCAUUUAAGCUCAUUUGCAAAAAUUGCUUUCGACGGACCACCUGAGAUGUUUGAUCAAGUAGCAAUGGAAGCGAUCGUAAAAUAUAAAUGGGAAAAAUUCGCCCGGACACGAUUUAUGAUGUCUUUUUUAUUUUAUCUAGUUUACGCGACUAUUUUCUGUAUAACUAUCAGUAAUAAUAAUGAUAUGGUACCUGGUAGUUCACAUGACAUACGAUUUUAUUUUUUCUUAUUAAUAUCAAUCAUGGCGAUUUUAUCCCUUUUACAAGAAUUUCGUCAAAUUAUUGGAUAUCAGAAAGAUUAUUUCUUUAAUUUAUCUAAUUACGUAGAUUUAAUUUCUUAUAUAUUCCCAUUAAUUACCAGUAUAAUGGUAAUAGUGAUUGAAGUUGAACCACCCGAGUGGUUAAAAAGUUAUUCGAUAUUGAUGGUGUGGUUAAAUGUAUCAUUAUAUUCUAGAGCAUUUUCUGGACCAGGAAAAUUUAUUGUAAUUGUAGUUCAAAUUGUAAAAAGGAUUUAUUUAAUGAUUAUAACUUUGGCAUUUAUUGUUGCUAGUUUCGCAAAUGCAUUAUUUGUUCUCUUACGUGACGAUCAAGUAAUGGAACGUCUGAAAAAAGAAAAUGAAGGAAUAGAAAACGAAUGGACAACUUAUCUAAGUUCAUUAUUUGCGACUUGGAAAUUUUUGGGAAUUGGUUUCUUAACAGUAAUUGUUCUAUUAAAUGUUCUAAUUGGUUUCAUAACUGAAGUAUUUAGUGGCAAUUUACAAGUAGAACAUCAAAUAUGGUUAAGACAACGAGCGGAAAUAAUUGCAGAAAUUGAAAUAUUUUUAUUAUUACCUUUCGAACGUCAACGUAGUGAUUGGUUUCCUCGUUUAAUAUAUUACGAAUGUCAUUUAGAUCAAAUAAAACAAUGGAAAACUCAAUUAUCUCAAGAAGAAUUAAAUGUUGAGUUUAUUAAAGGGGAAUUAAAAAUCAUAAACGAUAAUUUGAAUGAAAAAUUAAUUAUAUUAAACGAAAAGAUUGAUAGAUUGAAUAAAAUCGAAAUAUAUGAUUAA